Molecule: messenger RNA, 1600 nt
Organism: Zingiber officinale
Lineage: Eukaryota; Viridiplantae; Streptophyta; Magnoliopsida; Zingiberales; Zingiberaceae
Product: cyclin-P3-1-like
Exons: 4
Coding region: 374-1042 (222 amino acids)
Biological process (GO): regulation of cyclin-dependent protein serine/threonine kinase activity
Molecular function (GO): protein kinase binding
Source: RefSeq, a predicted model, not a curated record
CCUCCUUUAUCAGAUCGCUUCUCCAUCACCAUUUUCGCUCUCGUCCACCAACUAGUGGGAUUGGACGAGGCGCCAUUAAAUUGCAAGUGGAAGGUGAGUUGCUCUGCCAUCAUUGAUCGCCGUCGUUAGGCUGAGGCAAGAAAUAGGUGGUGGAAUGCCCGCGGAAGAGCGGUAGAUCCAGACUUAUCCAUGCCAUUUCGGGUAGAGGUCAGAGGCGAGGAGGGAAAGGGGAAAGAGAAGAUCAGUUCAUGAACAAACUGGUGCGUCAGUGAUCAAGGAAAAACCUUGGCGGGGUAUCAGCUCACCUCUGAUUCAAACACAUGCAUAGAUAGAAGAGCUGUGGCAGUGAUUUGAGUGUUAAGGAAGACAUAAUAUGAGAUUGAUGAUAACUAACGCCGAAGCUACAAAUCCUGAGGCCUACCUAUCAUUGGGUCUGAGCACAUCAUGCAAGAAGGUUCCCAGGUUCCCAAGGAUAUUGUCCCUUAUAUCCUCAAUUCUUGAGACAACUGUCGCGAAGACAGAGAAUAAACUUGAUUCAUUUGAAAUAAAGGAAACUGCAAGUGUCUUCAGUGGUACAAGAGCACCAACACUUAGCAUACAGAGGUACAUUGAGCGCAUCUUCAAGUAUGCAAAUUGCAGCCCAUCUUGCUUUCUUCUUGGAUACAUAUACAUUGAGAGAUUCCUUGAACAACCAAACAUUUGUUUGACCUCCCUUAAUGUCCAUCGGUUGAUCAUCACAAGUGUUGUCGUCGCUGCCAAGUUUAUGGAUGACGCUUUCUGCAGCAACGCAUAUUAUGCAAGAGUUGGAGGGAUCAGCAUACUAGAAAUGAAUAUACUAGAGCUUAACUUCCUAGUCAGUUUAGAUUUCAGAGUUCAUGUGACCGUAGGCACAUUCGAUGCAUAUUGUUCACGGAUAGAAAAGGAAACCAAAACCUACCAGGUCGAGCGGCCAAUCAAGACUUGCUUCAUAAAUGAGUGGACAAACAUAGAAGAUGCAAAAAGCCGAGCAGUGGUUCGGAGAUACAGUUGCAGUACACUGUGAACAUUUGUUUCUUCGGAGCGCUUGAAUACGAAUGGGGAAAUAUUUCAUGUAUUACUUCGCAUAUCGUUCAUUAUUCAGAUCUCAUUCAUGCAACAAGAAUUUUGUAUGCAUCUGUGUUGUUUCUUGCACUAGAUAUCCAGAAUAUCAAGAGCCUGGAAACAAGAAACAAAUUUGGCUAUAUGGAUUCUGAAAUUAGAGACCUAGCUAGCCAAAGAAGAACCAGUGGAGUCAAUUAGUGGACCUCACUACAAUCGCCCAAUUAGUGGAGCCAAAGAUUGCAGGUGUCUCAUGCAUAUUUCAAGGGAGCCAAACGACAAUACAAAGUUCAGGAGUAAUAACAAUGUUAUCAAAUGAACUUGAACUUCCCGAUUUUUCUAAAUUUUAAUUAAAAAUUUAUCAGAUCUAGCUAGAUUAGGGUUAGACCAAUGUGGCAACUCUUGAUGAUUGUACUCUAUUUUCAUCAAACUAAAUGCAACAUGAUGAACUCAGAUAUUUAUAAAAACAAAAAUGGAAAUAAGAUGUACAUGGCAUAUCAACAAUAAAUUUUGUUUAAAUAAA